This is a messenger RNA of Colletotrichum destructivum, 792 nucleotides long. Its product is annotated as Putative LysM domain-containing protein. Lineage: Eukaryota; Fungi; Ascomycota; Sordariomycetes; Glomerellales; Glomerellaceae. The record is from RefSeq and is a predicted model, not a curated record. The transcript has 3 exons. Bases 1 to 792 code for a protein of 263 amino acids.
AUGAAGUUCAUGCUCCAGUCAAGCGUUGUUGCGCAACUCUUGUGCCUUGGCGCCGUCGCUGAGUGGACCGAGCCACCACAUUCGACCGCAAUUCCAAACACCAUCAAGGACUGCACCUGGUGGUUUGUCACCGGCGCAUCCGAUACCUGCGAGCGUGUGACUGCCACCUAUGGGAUUACUCAGGCUCAGCUUGUCUCAUACAACCCCGUCUUGUCCACCUCCUGUACCUUCACCACAGGCAACUCGUACUGCAUCGAGCAAAACUGGGGAGCGGCGCCCGCGCCCGCGCCCCCUUCCACUACCGCUCCCAGCGUGCCCACGACGUUGACAACCACUACCACCACCACCAGGGCCGCGACCACCACAACGACCCCUGGGAAUGGCGUGGCCACUCCUACGCCCAUCCAACCCGGCAUGGUGUCCAACUGCAACAAGUUCUACUUUGUCGCGUCGGGAGUCACUUGCAGCAAGGUCCUCGGCGACGAGAACAUCAGUCUCGCCGACUUCGUCAAGCGGAAUCCCAACGUCGGGGCUGAAUGCACCGGCAUGUGGGCCGAGGUGAACGGGUGCGUCGGCGUCAUCGGGGGCGCCGCGACGCCGCCCACCACGACGACGAAGCCUCCGCCCAGGAUGGUGACCAGCUGCAGAAAGUUCCACUACGUGUCCGAGGGCAACACGUGCGGCCAGAUCAUCAGCUACAACGGCAUCACCCUCGCCAACUUUGUCAAGUGGAACACGGGCGUGGGCGCCACCUGUCAAAACAUGUGGGCCACUAGAAUUUCCGGGUCAUAA